Messenger RNA from Zalophus californianus (California sea lion), 5404 nucleotides. It is a transcript of the gene CCDC50, whose product is annotated as coiled-coil domain containing 50. The transcript has 13 exons. Gene Ontology annotation, molecular function: ubiquitin protein ligase binding. The record is from RefSeq and is a predicted model, not a curated record. Gene Ontology annotation, cellular component: cytoplasm. The coding region runs from base 49 to 1605 and encodes 518 amino acids. NCBI's taxonomy places the organism in Eukaryota, Metazoa, Chordata, Mammalia, Carnivora, Otariidae.
CUUGGGCGAGUCAUUACGUUCUGAGCCCGGUUUCUCCACUGCGAGGAAAUGGGGGGAGAGAGGAGAGCACCACCCUCAGCAAGUGGUUGUGCAAAUGUUCUAGCGAAGAGCAAAGUGUUGGUGAACGCUCAAAAGCUGGUGUGCCGAGAUUUUGCUGUCUUAGAGGACCACACCCUGGCCCACAGCCUGCAGGAACAAGAGAUUGAGCAUCAUUUGGCAUCGAACAUUCAGCGGAACCGUUUGGUCCAACAUGAUCUCCAGGUGGCUAAGCAGCUUCAGGAGGAAGAUCUGAAAGCUCAGGCUCAGCUCCAGAAGCGCUACAAAGACCUUGAACAACAAGACUGUGAAAUUGCUCAGGAAAUCCAGGAGAAGCUGGCUAUUGAGGCAGAGAGACGACGCAUUCAGGAGAAGAAGGAUGAGGACAUAGCUCGCCUUUUGCAAGAAAAGGAGUUACAGGAAGAGAAAAAACGAAAGAAACACUUUCCAGAGUCUUCUGGAUCCAGUGCUUAUGGAGAUAGUUACUAUUAUGAAAAUGGAGGAGUCUGGGCAGAAUGUCCGAAGCAGCAGAGUGCCACGAAUAAUGAAGAUGAUACAUCAUACAUCAACCCGCCACCGUCAAGGAGGGCAAGGGAAUUGGGUUCUGGAGUCUCGAGGUCAUGUAGACUCCAAAGUGAUGGAAACACUGUGAAGCAAAGGAACAAGAAACCCAAACAUCCAGUGGAGAACUUGGAAGAACUAGAAGAUCAUUGUUCAUCAGGGAGAUUUCUCUCAUCCUAUAGCUUGGGCAGAGUGAGGGCCAAUUCCCAAAUUGACACUGAGCAGCAUGAAAGGAAACGGUCUGAUCAUGAGAGACUUCGGAGACCUCCGCUUCCCAGGAUCAGUGGUGAGGUGUUUCUGAGUACUGGAUUUGAUGAUGGGGAGGCUAACAGUGUCCAUCGACCUCGGAAUUCGGAAAAACAGUCCAGACACCAAGACCGACUUUCACCCAAGUCUUCACAGAAAGCAGGGCUUCAUUGCAAGGAAGCUGUAUAUGGGGGGGGCCGUGGGCAAGGUGAGCAGAGAGAAAGGAGACACAAGCCCAGGACUCCCCCCUUCUCAGAGAGUGAGGGACAGCUCCAGCUCCGUGACCCAGGAAUGAAGCCAAGAGGGAUGAAAGAAGCUGUCUCUACUCCAUCACGAGUGGCCCACAGAGAUCAGGAAUGGUAUGACGCUGAAAUUGCCAGAAAACUGCAAGAGGAGGAAAUUUUGGCUACCCAGGUGGACACGAGAGCAGCUCAAGUAGCGCAGGAUGAGGAAAUCGCUAGACUUCUCAUGGCUGAAGAAAAGAAAGCUUACAAGAAGGCCAAGGAGCGGGAGAAAUCAUCUUUGGACAAAAGGAAGCAUGACCCUGAUUGGAAGCCAAAAACAACUAAAUCGGCACACUCAAAGUCAAAAGAGAGUGAUGACCCUCACCGUUCUAAGAAUGACAGGCCAGCACGGCCACCACCACCUACCAUGACAGAGGCUGAAGAUUUGGAUUACACUCAUUUUACAAACCAGCAUAAUUCCACACGUCAUUUCUCAAAAUCAGAAUCCUCUCAUAAAGGUUUCCAUCAUAAGCAGUAAAACCCUAGGAAUCUGCCUUGAGAACGGACUCACUGUAGCAAUCAUUACUGGAUGAUACAGAAUGCGUUCCCUACUCAUUUUUUUCCCUCCUGUGUUUGUAUUCCUGGGAUUUAUCUUCAAGUGUUCUUCUGGCCGUAAAUAAUUUUAAUUCAUUUAAAACGUUUUUGGUUAUUCCUGAUCACUUGGGCAGUACAAGAAAAUCUAGCUUCUGAAUAUUGGCCACUUCUCUGCUGCAUAUGCUUCCUGGGAUAUAGUAUCUAAAAGCUCUGUAAAAUGUCAUUUUUGUUAGGUGUGGAGUACUAGUGUCUAGAGACUAGGCUUUAUUUAGCAGUUAGAAUUUUGUGGAGAUUAUGAUCAGAGUAAAACAAUGUUUGGAUGCAAUACAGAAUAAAAGAAUAUAAGAAACAGCUUUUUUUCGUGCAUUAGUGUAUGGUAUAUUGAAGAAUCUUUUGCUUUUUGUAUUCUUCAGGAAAAUAAAAAAAUUCACAACCAUAAAGUAUUAAAACAAACAAACAAAACCUGGAACAGUUGGAGCAUGUUAUUUUGACCAGCAGGACUGUAGCAGUUUUGCAUAUCCUUAUAAGCUCUCCUGGGCGAAUUGGCCCAGAUGUCAUUCUCUGACAGUUUCUCUACUUCUGCUGAAUAGCAAGUCUUUCGGAGUCCUCUGGGCACUGGGCUAUUUAUUAGUAUUUAUUGGCAAAAGUUUAAUUCUAUGAACUAUUAACUCAGGUCUGUGCAAAGUCAACUGAAAGUGAAAAAGUGAAAAACUUUGCACCCCUUUUCUUCUUUUACAUUUACAUAUAGAGCCCAGGGAAGUGGAAUCGGAAAGAUGUUUAUAUAAGUGAUAAUGCCAGCAUUCUCUCUGGGCAUAGAUGGAUAAGUUUUCCUCUUACUUAAAAAACAGUGGUAUUUGUUGGCAGCCACUCAAAAAAUAUUUUAUCUAUCUGUCAGUAAUCAGAUUAAUUGAACAUGAAGUUGAAGUAGAUAAAAUGGUUCUUUACCCAGGUAUUUGGUUCUACAUAUUCGUUAGUGAUACAUGGCAUUGGAUUCCUUUGUACAGGACCUUUAAAGCCCUCUUUGAGAAAUCUAGUCUUUGUCCAGCCCUUAACUUUGUGGAAAUGCUUUUUUUCCCAUACUUGUUAGUUAACAUAAAUGGCAGUCACGCUACACAUAUAUAAAAAUUUUUCUUCGGCUUGACUUUCCAUUAUUUUUCAUUGUAUAAAUCUGAUGCUUUUGACAUUCCAGUGUAGUGUUUGUUUUAGGAAAGAAAUACACAGAUGACAGGGGAAAGGUUGUUAAUCCAUUUUUUCCCACUGGGAACUGCCUGUUGUUUGCCUUAUCUUUCCGGAUAGUCUUUCAAGUCAGGCAAUAUUCAGGAAGCUAUUUAGGAUAGUUUCUCGGAGUGGAUUUGGGACCUUUGAUUUUGAGAAAGAUCUUUAGUUCAUAACGUUUUUGGAUUGUAGAAACUUGGGUAAAAGGUAGCUAAGAGUCAAGUUUUAGGGAAAUGAUAAUCUAGAAAGAAACCCUAAAAGAUGUCAUUUUCAAGAAAUGGGGAAAGAGAAAAACAAACAGGACUUUGAAUGACCCUGAUGAAAUGAAUGAAGGAGAGUUAAAUAGGCAAGGGCUGGUGAGAUGGAGGUCCUAGCCUUAGUCACAUUCUAGAGGGUGCUUUCAGUAUCCAAAACUUAGGCCUUGUUGACUUCCUAGUGAUGCUAUGUUUUUCUUUGUCUGCCCUGUGAUUUUGCUUCAUGUUUUAAAAAGUUUUUCUGUGGUAACUUUAAAGAAAACACAAUGUAUUUUUAUUUUGAUAGGCAACAUCAUUUGCCGUAUUUUUAUUUCAUACAUGUUUAUUUUUCUAUCUCAUGCAGUGAUCAGAUUUACUUUAAAAAUUCUGCACUUGUCUUGCUUCUCAUGUACUUUAUCCAAUCAUAUUUAUUACUGUAAAAUGCUAUCUGGAGAUAUUUUCAUUCAAAAAAAUGUGAGGCCACUUAACAUUUAAGCCUUGGAUGUUAGUGUUUCAGCUGUCUUAGUGAGCGGCCAGAGGUGAUAUAGUUCCCCGUGACACCCAAUUCAACAUCUGUAUUGAAAAUUUGUUACUUUUUUUUUUUUAGGUUUUUAAAAAAUUAGAAUUUUAAAAUAUUUUUAUUUUUUUGUAAAGCGAACACUUUUUAAAGAGUAUCCAGAGUAAUUCUUGUCUUCUUAGUUAAAUCCUCUUAUUCUCAUUCAAAUAUUAUAAUUAUUAUCUUUAAGACUAUAGAAGUAACUAACAACUAUAUUAAAAGGAACUGCCAAACAUUCUUCACUGUGUUCUCUGCUUUUCACUUGGUUAUAUUUCUAUAAAUGUGGAAACGUUUUGUUCCUCUUUCUACCACUGGACCACACACAAUUUAAUUUUUAGGCCCACAGUGUAUUAUGCUUUAAUGUUGUGACGCAAACUAAUAGUCUGGCCUUGGCAAUCUUUCUGUACUUCUUUUCUCUGGAGGCCCCAUUUAACACUAGUAUUGCUGAAUGAGCACAGUAUGUUUUGAGCGUAAGGCUUCUGGAUGUGUACACCCUCUUCCCCCAACCUGACUUUUUGUAAUUCAUUGCUUGGAAGCAAGGUCCGACAAGGGUCAGAUUAAAUGUUCUGAGUUGAAAAAAAUUUGUGCUGUGAAACCAUUGUUAGACAUAAUUAUUUUGCAGGAGACUGGACAGUUGCUACAUAUGCUUUGAAAGAACGUUGAGAUUUUUAGAAAGUGACUUUGCAUACCUUUGAAUUACUUUUUCUUGAGUGACUUUACAACAACCAGCAACAGACUAACGAACUUCAAAAAAGACUUAGGUUUUUGAUCAUAGAGAAACAUCUAAAUUAGAAAAGAAAGAUAUGGAUAGAUGUUUCCCAGGAGGAAAAUCUUUUCAGAUUUGCAGCGGCCACUUGGAUCUCGAUCAACAUAUUCCAAGGUGUGUGACCUCGGGCCUUGUGUUCCACUGAACUCACUCUAGAAAAUUGUGAACCGGACCCGUUUUCCCCUUUUCUUUUCUGCUGUGGUCUGCAGCCGAACUGGAUGGUGAAUAAAGUCAUUGCUGACUCUGUCCACACAUUCCAUCGAUGUCAGGACUUUUCAGUAUAAAUGUAAUUAACUUUUAAUGGAUAAUUAUUUUCUUCAAUACUGUCAGAUAUUCUCUAAUUUUUGUCUUGUGCCAAAUUGUUCUUUGGAAACAUCUGCUAUAUAAUAUGGUGCAUUCAGUUUACCACAUCAGUGGUUAACAUUUUAGGGCCUUGCUUUUGUAAUGGGUGUUGCCUUUGUAUAAAAAUCACUUUGGGGAAUAUCAGAAUUACUCAUUUAUUCAGUGAUGGUUUUCUUGAAAGGUAACUGGUGACUGGAUGUAAAAGCUUCCCUCUAAAUAAAGGGAGUGAGACCCCGGUGUAAUCAGCUUUCCGAGGGACUGAGAACAGAAUAGAACUUGCACUGAAAGGCUUUUUUCCCUUUUGGGAAAACAGUAUUUGUGUGAAAGGGAACACCGUUCAGGUAGAUUUCACUGCAGGUAGUGUGCCAUUAUUCUCAUAAUGCAGGCUUUUUAGAAACAGUCAUAAAAUAACCAAAACCUGUUCUUUCAGCCGAAAGGAAAAAACAGAUUUUUAAAGUACUUGGUCCCUUACUUACUACUCAUAGUCAGAGAAGCGACUAGAUAAAGUGGUCCCAUUUUCUCCUCAUAUCUGGUGGUGCCUGUGAGUCUUAAAGCCAUAACUGCUUAUCUUAACUGUUGAUAGAAUCCUGUUUUUCUCCUUUAGCUUAUAACAGGGAAUGUGGUCAGGGAG